GUUGUUGUCAAAAAAGUGUUAUUAUGAUGUUUAAUUGAUCCUGUCAUAACGAAUAAUGCAUAACUAUGAAUUUCAAAAAAAUUAUAGAUCAAAUUAUAGAUAAAACAAACAUUAAAAGAUUUUUUCGCAUGCGCUCUUGUAAGCAAGAUGUCGACGAGCAACGCAAGCGACUAUUUAAAACAUAACGAUCUCAUGCAGAAAGAAGUAUUUGAAAAGUUAGUAUCAAAGUUAGGUGUAAAUACCGGAUUUAGGUGCCUUGAUGUUGGUUGUGGACCUGGUAAUUUAACUAAACUUUUGGUUGAUCUUGUGGGAAAGGAUGGGUACGUUCUUGGUAUUGAUCCUGAUGAAGGCAGGAUAAAUCUUGCUAAAGAGGCAUUUUCACAAGUUCCAAAUUUAGACUUUAUAUGCAUAAAUGGUGGAAAUAUGGAAACAGACCUCCAACAUUUUGACAUUGUUUGUUCAAAUUUUGUCUUGCAUUGGAUGAAAAACGAGGAAAAGUGGAAAACAAUCCAAAAUGUUUUCACCCUACUCAAACCUGGUGGUACCUUUGGUUUUUGUUGUUUGUUACAGUUACCUAAGGGGGCAAAACAUAUCUAUAACUUUGUAGAAGAUAAAGAAAAAGUUGCUCAUAUUAUGAAUGCGGAAUAUUCCUCUUUAAACGAAUAUAAAGAGAAGGUAUCUCAGUAUAUGUUUGAGAUUGUGGAAAUACAGACCAUAGAACAUAUUACUGCUUUUCAAACACUUGAUCAAUUAUUAUCAUGGAUGAAUGCUUCGGCUAAUUGUAACAUCGACAUUUUCGAACUAUAUGAGAAACACAAAACCGAUAUAAAAUUUGAGCAAAACCAAAAUGGCGAGUACCUCAAAAGGUUUAAAUUGAUCGAAGUUCUGGUGAAGAAACCCAACAAUCACAAAAAUGAUGUUGGUGCUUUAGCAUAACAUCCAUUCACGUGAUUCAUAUGCAAUUCUAAAAUUAUAUUUCUUGUGCACAAUUUUAUUGUGAAAAUAAAAUCCUAUAGCAACAGUUAUCAGCAAUUAAAAAAAGUCGUUCAUAAAUUUUAAUUUGAAAGUCGAUACCGUUUUAAUCAAUAUCGAAUAGAAAAGCUUUAUUCACAUGUAAACGUUUUUUAUGUAAAUAAGAUUCCUUGCGUGUUUUUUCCUUU
Hydractinia symbiolongicarpus is the source of this 1160-nucleotide messenger RNA. Its product is annotated as trans-aconitate 2-methyltransferase-like. The record is from RefSeq and is a predicted model, not a curated record. The transcript has a single exon. Lineage: Eukaryota; Metazoa; Cnidaria; Hydrozoa; Anthoathecata; Hydractiniidae. The coding region runs from base 148 to 936 and encodes 262 amino acids.